Molecule: messenger RNA, 576 nt
Organism: Aedes aegypti (yellow fever mosquito)
Lineage: Eukaryota; Metazoa; Arthropoda; Insecta; Diptera; Culicidae
Product: adult-specific cuticular protein ACP-20
Exons: 2
Coding region: 43-414 (123 amino acids)
Cellular component (GO): extracellular matrix
Source: RefSeq, a predicted model, not a curated record
UUUCGCUUGACCAAGUGCCAGCUUCUAUUAACCAAAAGCAAAAUGUUCAAGAUUGCUGUUGUCUCAGUGCUGCUGGUGGUGGUAGUGUCCGCUCAAUGGUAUGGAGAUGGUGGUGCCGGCGAAGGACUCGGGAGUUAUGGUAAAAGUGGACACCACGAAGAGCACAAGGACCACCAUGCAUAUCCCAAGUACAAGUACGAGUACGGCGUCAAAGAUCACCACACCGGAGACCACAAAAGCCAGUGGGAAAUCCGCGAUGGGGAUGUUGUCAAGGGCGGUUACACUCUGCAUGAAGCUGACGGCACUGAGCGUGUGGUUGAGUACUCAUCCGAUAAACACAAUGGUUUCCAGGCUCACGUGAAGAGUGUGGGCCACGCCCAUCACCCACAGGUCCACGGACACCACGGUGUAUGAUGAAUGCAAGAGACUCAAUAGACUGUGAUAUUAUCGAUUAAUGUGUGAUUGCAAAUGUGUACCAUGCAUGUUGGGUGCUUUUGUUUUUAUUUGUAAGAGCUAGGUGUAAUGACUAUUGGAAAUUUGAGUACUAAUUAAACAAAACCAAAAUCAAAGAAAUAA